Molecule: messenger RNA, 4408 nt
Organism: Scleropages formosus (Asian bonytongue)
Lineage: Eukaryota; Metazoa; Chordata; Actinopteri; Osteoglossiformes; Osteoglossidae
Product: AT-rich interactive domain-containing protein 4B-like
Exons: 24
Coding region: 249-4088 (1279 amino acids)
Biological process (GO): regulation of transcription by RNA polymerase II
Cellular component (GO): nucleus
Molecular function (GO): transcription cis-regulatory region binding
Source: RefSeq, a predicted model, not a curated record
AAGAGUGAGGGAGACCGAUCGGCAGCGUUGGCUCUGCAUCCCACAACUCUGGGGUUUACCAAGAAGAAAAACCCUUACCAUUUACCUUUAAUACACCGGUGUUGCAUUUCGAUGGUCUGAUGGGGGAUUCAUUUAUCGCAUCAACUCAAAAAAAGUAAAUUCCACAACUCGACUAACUGGCUACAUACCAAGUUGUAGCAGACUCAACAUCUGGAUCUGUCCAAAGAACCCAAGGAGUUCUUGGGAAAAUGAAGACGCUGGAGGAGCCCCCGUACCUAACAGUCGGCACAGACGUCAGUGCCAAAUACAGGGGGGCCUUCUGUGAGGCCAAGAUCAAAACGGCCAAGCGGCUGGUCAAAGCGAAGGUGACUUUUAAACAGGACCUGACGACGGUGGAGAUACACGACGAGUACAUCAGAGGGCCCCUGAAGGUAGGAGCUGCUGUGGAGGUGAAAACACAGGAUGGGGUGUACCAGGAAGCGACCAUCAACAAGCUAACAGAUGCCAGUUUGUACACUGUUGUGUUCGAUGACGGCGAUGAGAAGACCCUGAGGCGGUCCUCCCUCUGCCUGAAAGGAGCACGGCACUUUGCGGAGAGCGAGACACUUGACCAGCUUCCCCUAACCAACCCUGAGCACUUUGGCACGCCAGUCAUUGGGAAGAAGGGCAACCGUGGGAGGCGCUCCAACCAAGUUAGUCAAGAAGAGGAGUCAUCUUCAUCCUCCAGCGAGGAGGAGGAGGCUGAGAGGCCACAGAACGAUGAUCUGCUGGGGAAGGUUGUGUGUGUAGAGUGUGUUGGACCCUGCGAAAGGAAAAGAACAACGUGGUACCCAGCUCUGGUGAUAUCUCCGGACUGCAGUGAGGAGGUGACGAUGAAAAAGGACACGGUUCUCGUGCGCUCCUUCAAAGAUGGGAAACUGUACAGUGUGUUUCGGAAGGACGUCCAGGAGCUGGACCUCAAGGCGGUUCCUAAAGCAGAGGCUGGAUUGAAAGCAGCGCUCGAUGCGGCUCUUGACUUCCUGAGGCGGGGUGCUGUACCUAGUUCCUGGAGGAUGGAAGUGAAGGAGGAGUCCUCCAGCAGUGAAGAAGAUGAUGAGGAAGAGGAGGAAGCACAGGAGGAGGAUGCCAGCAGUGAGGGGGAGGAGGAGGAGAUUGAGCCCUUUCCUGAGGAGAGAGACAGCUUCCUGCAGCAGCUCUACAAGUUCAUGGAGGACCGAGGCACUCCUAUCAACAAGAGGCCAGUGUUGGGUUACAGGAACCUCAACCUUUUCAAGCUCUACAGGCUGGUGCACAAGCUUGGAGGAUUUGAUAAUAUUGACAGCGGUGCUGUCUGGAAGCAAGUUUACCAGGACCUGGGGAUUCCUGUGCUUAACUCAGCAGCUGGCUACAAUGUCAAAUGUGCCUACAGAAAAUAUCUGUAUGGGUUUGAAGAGUACUGCACGUCAACAGGGAUCACCUUCAAGAUGGACCUUCCCCAGAAGCCAGUUGAGAAGCAGGGUUUCAAAGAGGACAAGAAGACUGAAAUCGAAGCUGGAGGACCAAAUGCAUCCUCAAGCCUUAGCCCAAGGAUUGAGCAAAGCCCCUGUAGGGAGGGCGACAAACCCCAUGAAGCUCUGCCUGCUGCCUGCAAGGAGGAGCAGAUGGCUGGGCCAAGUGGAGCGACCAACCACAAAAACACAGCUGCCAGCCCAAAGGAGGAGGAGCGGGAGGAGGAGAAUGACGAGAACGACAGCGUUAAGGAUGACGAGAGCGGAGGCCGCGUUGCAGCUCUGCAGCCAGAGAGCAUAAAGUCCGAAGACUGUGAAGAAAAGCAGGCCCAGCAAAAGUCUGGGGAGGACAGCAACCAGGAGGAGGAAGGGGAGGAAUUUGAGUGCUAUCCACCAGGAAUGAAAGUGCAAGUGAGGUACGGGCGUGGACGCCACCUUAAGACUUAUGAGGCCACAGUUAAAGAGUCAGACCUGGAGGGUGGAGAGGUUGUCUACCUGGUGCACUACUGUGGCUGGAAUGUGAGGUACGAUGAAUGGGUCAAAGCAGACAAGAUUGUGCGACCAGCCAACAAGAACGCCCAGAAAGUGAAACACCGUAAAAAAAUAAAGAAUAAAACAGAAAGAGAGAAAGACAAGACAGACACAAUGACAGACAGGGAGGAUGCCUCUCCCUCACGAAACCACCGCGUCCACCGAUCCUCCAAGCCUGGCGACACCCACGAUUGCUUUUACAAGGUGGAAAGUGGAGGGAGCACACCUGCUCAGCAGCUGCCUUCAAAGUCCCUUCUCAAUGGACUGCAAGCAUCCGAAAGCUCAGGCAAUGAGGAGAGUGAGCAGGAGAUGGACGACAUUUGUGAUAAUGAUGAAGAGGAGUGUUUGGCCAUCCAGGGGAGCCCUGUUGCUGAGGGUGCCGCCCUGGCGGAGCCAUGGGAAGUACAUGCCCCUCUGGAGGAGGGGGAAACAGGCCAAAGCCCAGGCAGACAAGAUUGCGUGGACUGUGGAAAGCGCAAGAGUCCAGCAGAGACUGAGGUGGAGGGGACUGGUAAAAAGAGUAAGACAGACAGACCAGGUGACCGUAUUCCAAAAGGACAGCCCAAAAGCAAAUCUAGAUCCAGCAGCAGGUCUGGGGACUGGGCACUUGGUUGCCCCCCUAAGAAGCUGGAGGAUCAAAGUGCUGGCUCUCAUGAAGACACUGGCAUUACAUCCAGCAGCAGCUCAGAGGAUGAGGAGGAGGAGGAAGGCACUAAAGAGCUUCAGGAAGGAGGGCAGCAGUCACGGUGUAAGACCAAAAGUACCCCAGAUAGGCGUAGAAACGGGCUCAAGGAGAAGGCAAAGGCGGUGCGACCUUCCACAUUCUGGGAUGUUCCAGACAAGAGACCCAAACUGGCACUGGGUGUGGAAGAGAGGACACCCAGCAACCGGCCCAAGGGCCAAAAGGAUGUGUGGUCCAGCAUCCAGGCACAGUGGCCCAAAAAGACCCUAAAGGAACUGUUCUCUGACUCAGACACAGAAGCAGCAGGCUCACCGCCGCCAGCUCCCCCAAGGGCUGAUGAUCCUGGUGUGGACCCAGAACCAGAGCACAGCCCGGGAGGUGAUCGCUGUGCGAAAGAUGAUGUCAUCCAGGAGCCAGAAAAGACCCGGGAGUUCCCUAGCAGUGGCAGCAACUCCGUCCUCAACACGCCGCCGACCACACCCGAAUCCCCUCCCCGGGAGGCCGCGGAGCAUGCCUCCACUCAACCUCCUCUCCCAUUGGUGGCCUCCCCCGCUGCAUCCCCACCGGUGCCCCAUCCAGAAGAGAGCACAGGGGCUCGCAGUGAGACAGACAGCAGCACAGUAGAAGUUGAGAGCCUUGGAGGAGAGGUGCCUGAGCUGCCCCCUGAAGAGAGGGCAGGAUCUCCCUCCAUGGUCUUUGACGCCAGCCUCUCGUCCUCCAGCAACAGCAGCUGCAGCCUUGCUCUAAGCAGCAGCAGUCCUCUGGAGACUGAGCAGGCAACCAAAGCCACCGGGACUCACAAGCGUCUAAGGGACACCCAGGAACGCAGCGCUGCAAAGAAACCCAAGAGAAGCCACAAGAGCUCAACGGCACACCCAAAAAAGAGCCGGAAAGCAGCAAACAGCAGCGACAGUGAAGACUUGGCCCCGGGUGAGAGGUCGGGCAAAUCUGUGUCCUCCAGAGCAAACGUUGCUCCUCUCAAGUCCGCCGGCAGGGUGCCUCCUGCUGCUGGCCACAAGUACGGCAAGUCUGGAGACUCGGAUCCCCACCAGCACCAGCAGAGCCGCUCGUCUCGCAUGUACAAGUGGAGCUUUCAGAUGUCUGACCUAGAGAAGAUGAGCAGCUUGGAGAGAAUAAGCUUCCUGCAGGAGAAGCUUCAGGACAUCCGCAAUCACUACCUCUCGCUGAAGUCCGAGGUGGCCUCCAUUGAUCGCAGGAGGAAGCGCCUGAAGAAGAAGGAACGAGAAGGUGUAGCAGCAGCAUCUUCCUCUUCCUCCUCGUCCUCGUCUCCCUCAUCGAGCUCUCUGACAGCAGCCGUCAUGCUGACCCUUGCAGAACCCGUCUCGGGGUCUUCUCAGAACUCUGGCGUGUCCGUGGAAUGCAGGUGACGGUACUAUUGGGGAAGCCCACAGCACUCAGCACUUACCCUUCUCUUCCUCCUCCGCACCCCUUUUACUACAGUAUAAUACAAGUUACAAAGCAAACAAAUGACUAAGGCACAAAUCAACCAGUCAGAGAACACUCAGCUCAAGAAGGAGUACUUUUUUCUAUUGACAGCUGUUUUUCUUGGCAAGCUAACUCUGCACUGAAGUGCACUUUCUUCAAGUGGUGGGGGGGUUAAAACAGAAAUAGUCCUUGAUCUUUUACUGGUGUUAAUGUUUUUUGAAAGUUGUUUUCUUCGAGCAAUAAUUUUUUUUUUUGUUCCCCC